Macrosteles quadrilineatus (aster leafhopper) is the source of this 3418-nucleotide messenger RNA. RefSeq names its product zinc finger protein 99-like. Lineage: Eukaryota; Metazoa; Arthropoda; Insecta; Hemiptera; Cicadellidae. Bases 1176 to 2663 code for a protein of 495 amino acids. The transcript has 2 exons. The record is from RefSeq and is a predicted model, not a curated record.
CUGACCCUCCUAGGUCCUGACUCCCUGAGAGUUUCGUCCGUCGCGUCGUCGUAAGUUCGUGAUCUAGUUCCUGGUUCCAGUACAGUACAGUAGUUUUGUUAACUUGUUGAGUUGUUGUUGUUGCUGUUGUUGUGAAUUUACUACUAGUUGAGAUAUGAUUGAAUGAAUGAAUUCGAAUUGACAGUUUGGAGUUGACACCUAAAUCAUCCUAAACUAAUUAAUUAUGGAACGAAAUGACCAAAAAUAUAAUAUUGUUAUGUGACAUAAAUGGAUAUUAAACAUGAAAUAUUCUGUUUUAAAUGCCCAGAUAUUGAAAUAAGGAUGAUACGCUUCAAUUUAAAAUAUAAAAAAUGAAAGAGGAAAUGGAUUUGAAGAGGAAAAGAAACUUCAAUUUGUUGCAAGAAAGAUAAUUUAGAUAAUCUUUUAUAGUACUUUAAACCACAGCUAAAAUGAUUUUAAGUUUCUAUUAUACUAUAAACUACUAUUGAAAGUAAGUAAUUCACUAUGUAAAACUUGACUUAAAUCUGUACAACCGUUAUGUGUAUAAUGUGAUAUUAUUUGAUAAACAAUAUUUUAAAAAAGCAUGGGCUUACCGAUAUAUAAUACGAUGGAACAUAAAAGACAAGCAAAUUAAGAAAAAUAGUUAAGGUUGGCUAUUGGUAUUAAAUACACAUACAGUAACAAAACUUAAUUAAAGACAUUUUAAAGUUAAAUAAUACAAUACAUAACUUUUUUAAACAUUCAAAAAAUUUUCCAACAAGACACUUAUUUAAAUAGACAUAAGAGCCAACUGACUAAUUCUAAUUAGUUACUAGAUUGUCUGAUGAGUUAUAAGAAAAUUUUAAAAAAUAAUGUCUAAGAUCACAGAAAAGUUUCCCCUUAAGUGUCCAAUAUGUAAAAAAACUAUUUUAACUAAUUGGGAAAUGAAGAAUCAUAUAUAUGUGCAUACAGGUGAACGUCCAUUUCAAUGCUUGACGUGUGAGGAAACAUUUAUUGAAUUACAUAAGGUAAAGUGUCAUUUGUUGACACAUUCUGUCAAGUUUCCUUUUAAGUGCACUACAUGUGGAAAAUGCUUCACAACCAUUAGCAAAAUGAAGAGACAUACAUUAAUUCACACCGGGGGAUAACCUCAUAUUUGUCAUAUAUGUGGAAAAUCGUUCACACGCAAAUAUCAUAUGAAACAUCAUAUAUUGGUUCACACUGAAGAACGACCUCAUAAGUGCACUAUAUGUGGAAAAUCGUUCACAAGAAAAUGUCAAAUGAAACGUCAUAUAUUGGUUCACACCGAAGAGCGACCUCAUAAGUGCAAAAUUUGUGGAAAAUCCUUCACGACCAUUGGCAAUUUGAAGAUACAUACAUUAACUCACACUGGAGAGCGACCUCAUAAGUGUACUAUUUGUGGAAAAUCCUUCACAACCAUUGGCAAUUUGAAGAUACAUAGAUUAACUCACACUGGAGAACGACCUCAUAAGUGCACUAUAUGUGGAAAAUCCUUUAACCAACUCAGCCAUAUGAAGAAACAUACAACGCUUCAUACGGAAGAGCGACCUUAUGAGUGCACUACAUGUGGAAAAUCCUUCAACCAACUCAGCUAUUUAAAGAAACAUAACCGAAUUCAUACUAAAGAGCAUACUGAAGAGCGACCUCACUUGUGUCCUAUAUGUGGAAAAUCCUUCAAAUCCAAUAACGGAAUGACACUACAUGCAUUGGUCCAUACUGAAGAGAGACCUAAUUUGUGUCCUAUUUGUGGAAAAUCCUUCACAACCAUUGGCAAUUUGAAGAUACAUACAUUAACUCACACUGGAGAGCGACCUCAUAAGUGUACUACAUGUGGAAAAUCCUUCAAAACCAUUAGCCAAUUGAAGUUACAUACAUUAACUCACACUGGAGAGCGACCUCAUGAGUGCACUAUAUGUGGAAAAUCCUUCACAACCAUUGGCAAAAUGAAGAUACAUACAUUAAUUCACACUGGAGAGCGACCUCAUAAGUGCACAACAUGUGGAAAAUCCUUUAACCAACUCAGCAAUAUGAAAAAACAUACAACGAUUCAUACUGAAGAGCGACCUCAUAAGUGCACAACAUGUGGAAAAUCCUUUAACCAACUCAGCAAUAUGAAAAAACAUACAACGCUUCAUACUGGAGAGCGACCUCAUAAGUGCACUAUAUGUGGAAAAUCCUUCUUAACCAACCACAAAAUGAAGACACAUACAUUAAUUCAUACUGGAGAGCGACCUCAUAAGUGCACUACAUGUGGGAAAUCCUUCAACCAACUCAGGUAUUUAAAGAAACAUAACCGAAUUCAUACUAAAGAGCAUACUGAAGAGCGACCUCACUUGUGUCCUAUAUGUGGAAAAUCCUUCAAAUCCAAUGGCGGAAUGAAACAACAUGCAUUGGUCCAUACUGAAGAGAGACCUAAUUUGUGUCCUAUAUGUGGAAAAUCCUUUAAAACCAAUACUGCUUUGAAGAUUCAUACAUUGGUUCACACCGGAGAGCGACCUCAUAAGUGCACUACAUGUGGAAAAUCCUUUAAUCAACUCUGCUGUAUGAAAGAGCAUACAGUGGUUCAUACUGAGGAACGACCUCAUUUGUGUCCUUUAUGCGGAAAAUCCUUCAAAUGCAACAGCCAUUUAAAAAAACAUACAUUGGUCCACACGGGAAAGUGACCUCAUAAGUGCACUACAAGUGGAAAAUCCUUUAAGAAACUCAGCCAUAUAAAGAAACACACAACGGUUUAUACCUCAUAAGUGCUCUAUAUGUGCAAAAUCCUUUAGGACCAAAAACAGUAUGAAGAAACAUACAACGCUUCAUACUGAAGAGCGACCUUACGAGUGCACUACGUGUGGAAAAUACUUGAAAUACAAAGACACAUUGAAGAUUUAUAUAUUGGUACACACCAGAGAGCGAUCUCAUAAGUGCACAUGUGGAAAUUGAACUACAGGUUCAUGAAGAUUGUUGUGAAAGCCUGAUGUACAUUUUGCCCAUGUUUAGCAUCAUUAGGAGCAGAGGUUGUUUUUAUAUCUUUUUAAACACUAUUACUUUUCAUAUAUUAUUAGUUGGUUAAUGAUUUAUGUAGCCAGCGCAGGAAUCCGAGCUUGCGUGUUGGGACCGAAAACGUUACAUAUCUUCUUUUAAUGUUUAACCCUCCAUUGGUGAUACCAGAGUUUUCCUCCGGGCGCAUUUGUUUUAAUAGAAAAAUAUGUAAUAUCGCCAGCCGGCAGCUUUAGAACUAACAGUACCUCACAUACAUCCUUCUACAAUUAUAUUGAUUGUACAUGGUUUAUGGUCGUUUUAGUAUUAUAAUAUGUGACAAAAAUACUUUUUCUAAUAUUUCAACACUCUGGAAAAAAACUCUGUGUGUCACCGAUUGAGUUGUUUUUGUUUACUCUAUAUUUUAUAAAUAUGUAAAGUAAGAGAUUUU